This is a messenger RNA of Adineta ricciae, 906 nucleotides long. The record is from the annotation of a GenBank genome assembly. Lineage: Eukaryota; Metazoa; Rotifera; Eurotatoria; Adinetida; Adinetidae.
AUGAUGUUAAAUCAAUCCUCAUUAUAUCAUCAUUUUCAACACUCAUCAAAGAAACGAACACAUAAGCUUUCUCAACAUUCGGAACGAUUAACGAAACGAUUGAAAUCAACAAAUGCAGCAAAGACAACACUUGAAUGUUUACCCAAUGAAUUAUUUUACCAGAUCUUUUCCUAUUUAACCGACCGAGAAUUGCUCGCUUCAUUCAAUUUCUUCCCAUUACAUCGUCGUUUCAACGAGUUGAUUCACAAUCGCACAUCAAUCAACCUUCAUUCAAUUCAACGCUCGCAGUUUAUUGAACAUUUCUAUGAAAAUGCAUCAAUCAUUCCGCAAAUUCUCCGUCAAAUUCGUUUAUUCAAUACAGAUGAAACGCCCGGUUUAAUCAACUUCUUCUUUGCAAUCUAUCCAUUGGAUUUAUUUUCCAAUUUAAAAAUCUUAGCUCUCGAUCAACCAGAACAAAAAGAUUUACUUAAAUUAAUGAAAUACUUUCCUCACCUCGAACAUCUAUCCAUUCGUCUUUCAACCGUAGUUCGAAUGCCAGCUAUGGUCUAUACAAAUCUUUAUUCGUCCAUUGGAAAUUCUUCGCUUAAAUCGUUAACUAUUCANACUUUAUUUAUUCUUCUCGUUGUUUUCAUUUGCUUAAGUAUCUUUUUAUCAAUUAUCAACGAUAAUUUUCGACUCGCGCGGGAAAAAGUCAUCGAAGAUCCGGAAGUAUUUUCAUACAUAACGAAGAAAUUUCUUCAAUGGACAGGAAUAAGAAAACGACCUGAAUCGGAAAUUCAAGAAGAAAAAGAUCAACAAAUGCGUGAAAAUUAUUUUUCUACAACCGAUACACUUCGAUUGCGAACAAAUCAAUUGGUCAAUCAAAUUAAUCGAAUGUAUUUUAAUCAACGAACAACAAAUGUCUAA